GUCUUAUUCCUUUCCGACGUUUCGUUUCCCCAGAAAACCAUGACGACGAAUCCGAUCAACGAAGAACCGGUGAACGAACCUCCAAACGACGCCGUACAACAGACUGAUGAUGAUGAUGAUGAUGACGAUGACGAGAAGCUUCCUUUUUCACUAACCUUGGGUUCAAAAUCGUAUUCCUCUCAGAUCCGUCCGAAGACGCCACCACCGGAGUUCGCUGGACCUAUGACAACGUGGCCAACACCUGCUGAUUUAUUGGCGGCGCGUUCUAUGCCUCCUCAUCCCACUCCGUCGCCGUAUCUGAUAUCGUCAUGGCUGAAUGACUAUCCUCACCAGGCACCGAAUCCGCCGGCGAUCAGACCAGUUCGUGGUUACAGAUCACAAUCCACCGCAAGUCAGAAAUCGAAUACGAUUUCUCCGCCGUUUCCAUGGGCGACUAAUCAACGUGGGGAGAUACAAAGCCUAGAGUAUCUCGAAUCGAAACAGAUCACAACCAUCACCGGAGAGGUGCAAUGUCGACACUGCGAGAAUGUUUAUCCGGUAAGCUACAAUCUAAAGGAGAGAUUCGCGGAGGUUGAGAAGAUUUUCAUAACGAGGAAGAGGAUAAUGAGAGAAAGAGCUCCUUCGAUUUGGCUGAAUCCAGAACAACGGAGAUGUGAGCUUUGUGGCCGUGAAAAAGCUGUGAAACCGGUGAUUGCUGAACGGAAAAGUCAGAUUAAUUGGUUGUUUUUGCUUUUGGGACAAACGUUGGGUUUUUGUACAUUGGAACAGCUCAAGAAUUUCUGUAAACAUUCGAAGAGUCAUCGUACUGGUGCUAAAGAUCGUGUUCUUUACUUGACGUAUUUGGGUCUGUGCAAGAUGCUUCAGCCUAAAUGUGACCUCUUUACUCGUGACAACGGCUCUAAACGGUGAGCUGAUUUCUAUCUUCUUCUUCCUUGGUUUGAUUCAAUUUCAGUUUUCUUUUGUUGAAGAUCAUUUGAAACUUUGAUUCGUUUUUAUUUCACGAUAUUUGGACUGUUGCUUUUAGGAGAAUAAUUGUGCAAUUGCAUU
This is a messenger RNA of Arabidopsis arenosa, 1047 nucleotides long. Lineage: Eukaryota; Viridiplantae; Streptophyta; Magnoliopsida; Brassicales; Brassicaceae. The record is from the annotation of a GenBank genome assembly.